This is a messenger RNA of Musca vetustissima, 5820 nucleotides long. RefSeq lists its product as uncharacterized. The coding region runs from base 1 to 5820 and encodes 1939 amino acids. The transcript is spliced from 6 exons. The record is from RefSeq and is a predicted model, not a curated record. Lineage: Eukaryota; Metazoa; Arthropoda; Insecta; Diptera; Muscidae.
AUGAUUAAAUUUCGUUACAAACGUAAAGAACCAACAAAUAUUGUUGGUUCGAGUGGUGAUAAAACGCAAACCAGCAAUAAUAAUAGCAACGGCACCAAAUCAUCAUCCAGCGGUAGUAGCAGUAAUGCUAAUAACUCACCCAUCUCAACCAUAUCCAAACCGGAUGAUAGUAAAGAAAAUUGUAAACCAAUAUCGAUAAUACCUUUGCAAAAAAGUAGCAGUUGCAGUAAUGCCUCAAAUGGUCUCAAAUCGCCCAUGUCAUCGCAAUUGGUGACCAGUGCACCGAUAAGUAUUGUAAAUUCCACCUCGCAAAUGUUACAAUAUCCACAACAUUGUCAAAUGGUGUUGUCUGUGGGUGGUGGCGGUACUUUGCCACGUAGUACCCCCAAGAAGGCCAUUAUGGAUCCAAGGGAUGGCCACAAAUCGGCUACAUUAACGAGGCAAUCGAAUACCUUGCAGAAUAAUCGUAAACUAUUGCCAUCAUUGGCCAAGGUGGCAUCGACAGCGGAAUUGGCCGGUAUGGGCUAUGGAAAAAGCAAUCAAAUGAACAACAACAGCAGUUUGAGUAGUGGCAUUAUUUUAAGUCCGGAAAAUAUUGCCGAACGGGAUCGUUGUAUUAAUGCAGUUAUUGAACUUUUCCAACAAUUACAAACCAGUUCCGAACCGGCCUUGUGCCCUGAACCUUUGCGCCGUGCCUUGGCCUCUGGCCCAUUGGCUGGACGCCGUUUUCCUUUGGGUUGUUUGGGUGAUGCUGCCGAAUGUUUUGAACUGCUACUGCAUCGUGUCCACUCCCAUAUCUCUGCAGAUGAUAGUGACGCAUGUGAGUCACAGGCCUGCAUUGCCCAUAGACGUUUUGCCAUGCGUGUCAUUGAACAAAGUGUGUGCAAAUGUGGUGCCAAUUCCGAGCAGUUGCCAUUUACUCAGAUGGUCCACUAUGUCUCAGCCUCGGCAUUGACCUCACAAAAUUCCCUGGCUUUGCAAAAUCAUCAACAAUUGACCUUUGGCCAAUUGUUAAGGGCAGCCGGCAAUAUGGGUGACAUUCGUGAUUGUCCGAGUUCCUGUGGUGCCAAAAUCGGCAUUUGCCGUGCCCUAUUAAAUCGUCCCGAUGUUGUCUCCAUUGGCAUUGUUUGGGAUUCGGAGAGACCAGCUGCCGAUCAGGUCCAUUCGGUGUUGAAGGCGAUUGGUACAAGUUUACGUUUAUCUGAUGUUUUCCAUCAGGUCAGCGAUCAACGUUGGGCCCAAGGUGUCCAACAUGAAUUGGUCGGCAUUGUAUCGUAUUAUGGCAAACAUUAUACCACAUUCUUUUUCCAUACCAAACUAAAGGUUUGGGUAUAUUUUGAUGAUGCCAAUGUUAAGGAGGUUGGCCCCCAUUGGGAAGGUGUGGUCGAUAAAUGUAGCCGUGGUCGUUAUCAACCGUUGUUGCUGCUCUAUGCAGUACCACAACCCCAAACCGUUCCGCAAGCUAACAAUGCUCCCGUGGCCAAUAUCCAAAUGUCAUCCGCUCAAUAUAUGCAUGAAAUGGCCAAUAAUUCGCAGUCGCCAGCAGUUCGACGCGCCAUUACCCCCAGCCCAGAGAAACCACAAAUGGGCAAUACCAGACGUGCCAUAACACCCACCCCGCUACGCAUGCCCAAUGAUUAUCAAAACCUAAGUGUUAUACAGAAAAAUAUAUUCCCACCAGGGCAGCAGCAGCAACAACAAGCACAACAGCAGCAGCAGCAAAAUCCUUCCGAUCCAUCUGGCCAUCUAAAUACCGAUGAAACCGAUGCCUAUAUUAGUCGCAAAACUGUGGAACAUGUCCUCAGUGCCCAAUAUCAAAAUUUGAGUAUUAUUCAGGAUAAAAUCUUUCCUCAGGAUGAGAAGGAUAUCAAUGCUUUGAAUAAUUAUCAGCAGCGUAAAUCAUUGGAGGCUGUGUUGAAUUCACAGCUGGCCCGUAAACAUCAACAACAUUUACAGUUGCAAAGGUCGCAUAGUGCCGAAUCGGGUCAUGUCUCGGGUGGAAGUUCUUCAGCCUCAUCCACCACAUCUUCGACCAAUAGCUCGUCGCCACCCAGUGAUGGUCUCACCAUACCGGAACAUUUAAAUCAACCCCGCCGUCGUGAUUCAGGCAAUUGGUCUGGUGAUCGCAACUCGGCCAGUUCUGCUUCCUCAACCACCUUGGAUAACCCAUAUCUGUAUAUGGUGGGUAAACGUUCAGCAGCGGCGGUACCACAAAGUCCCACCCGCAAUGGCUUACCCUACGAUCCGGGUUAUGAUUCGUUCUCGUUGAGUUCCACCGAUUCUUAUCCACCAAAACAUCCAUUGAAUCCACAAUUGGCUAAGAUACCCGAAUCCUCACCCUCCGUGGUGUUGACAGGGGAUUGUGAAAAAUUGUGCCACGAAGCUGAUCAGUUACUGGAGAAAUCUCGCAUUCUAGAAGAGUCCCACGAUUUGGAGACAGCUUUGGUUCUGUGUAAUGCUGCAGCGGGACGUGCUCGUGCUGCCAUGGAUGCCCCUUAUAGCAAUCCCCAUACCAUGACAUUUGCUCGCAUGAAACAUAACACCUGUGUUAUGCGUGCACGCUCCUUGCAUCGCCGCAUUCUCUUGGAGAAGGGUGCGGAAAUGGAUGCCAUGCCUGAAAUGAAACAUAUGCGUGAAGGUUCGACCAGUAGUGUUAUCAAACAUGUUCGACAGAAUAGUAAAGAUAAGACCUUGGAUGGUAAUUCGAACACAGCCACCGCCAAUUCUCCUGCUUCGGCGGGAAAUGCAAAUGGCAACAACAAUAAAUCCAUUGAGAUUUAUGCCACAUUGCCGAAAAAGAAGAGUCCUCUGAAGGCUUUGGUCACCGCCUCCUUGGCUUCUAAUGAUACUGACAAUAUUGAAUAUGAAGCCACCCCUGCAGUGGCUGCCAAACCGGAAAGGGAGAGCCGUUCCCUAUUCGGACGCAGCAGCAAAUCGGAGAAAGAUAAACGUAGCCGCAGUGAAGAUCGCAAUAAAAUUAGCCGAGAAUUUUCACUCACGGAAACUCUGCUCGUCAAUGCCAAGGAUACGCUGAAAAAGCACAAAGAGGAUAAAGAUGAAAAGAAGGAAAAGGAUAAAAAUGGCAAGAAACAACAUAAAAUCCGCCGUAAGUUGUUAAUGGGUGGCCUGAUAAGACGUAAAAAUCGUUCCAUGCCUGAUCUCACCGAGGCUGGUGAUGAGGCAAAAACCGAACAACAAGCUGUCGCCAAUCCUCCUCCCCUAACCGCCUCCGUAGAUGAUUCCGUUGUUGGCCUACAACAUGCCAAUUCGAUGAGUGGUUACAUUUCCGAGGGACACUUUGAUUACCGCGAGGGCAAUGGCGCAGCCAAUGGUGGCAACACUGCCAAUCCCAAUUUGGAACGUAGCAAAUUGAUGCGUAAGAGUUUCCAUGGUAGUGGUAGGCAAUUGACUGUGGUGGCCAAGGUACAACCACCUCCACCGCCCAUGAGAACCUCAUCCACACUGACACAACAACAGUUGCAGCAGCAAUUGGCAUUGCAACAGCAGCAGGAUGCUGCACUCAUGCAACAUUUCCAUCAUGAGGCCACCCUCUCUAACCUCUCGGUUAUGAGUUCGAACACUUCGAUCAGUGAAGAUUCCUGCCAGACCAUAAUCACCACCUGUGCUCAAGUGCACAACGAACAAAGCCCCUUGGCCAAGGAACAUUUAUAUCAGCAAGCCUACAAGUCAACUGAACAAUUGGCCGAUGAAAUAGAUGGUGGUGGUAUGACUCCCGUCCAUGGACGACAAGAUUCCCAAGAUUUCCCACCACCACCACCGCCAUUGGAACUGCCUCCCUACCCCAGCCCACCGCAUAGUGUUAGCCAUUCACGACAGGCCAGUGAAGAUUUCCCUCCACCACCACCGGAAAUCGAUUUGGAACCGUUGAAUCAGCAAAUCAAUCAAAUCCAGGCUUUGGAGGCAGCCAAUAAACAGCAGCAACAACAACAGCAAAGAAACCUGGAAACCAUGGAGGGAACGACGAGUAUUUUGGCUCAGCUACAGCAAAGGCAACAUUUGAUGAAAAUGCGCAAGGAGCAUGGCAAUACUCCCACUUUUGCCGGCAACAACAACUCGACGAAUGAAAACUCCUGGCUGCGAGAAUUGCAAUCGAAGCAGUUGCAACGUCAACAGGAUUUGACAAAUGUCCAAUCGAUUGCCCAGCGCUACGAACAGCAGCAACAACAACAAUCGCCAAGUCCCAUGCGGGCUUUUGGUUCCCAGGAACUCCUCAAUGUGAAAUCUCAACCAAUGCGGGCUUCUCUCAAUGGAGUGCCGCAGAAAUCGGAAAGCGAUGAGGUGGAUUGUUUGCCUCAAAGGCCACCACUACCACCCCAGGCUUUGCAACAAAGACAACAACUGCUACAGCAGCAACAGCAACAAAUGUCCUCUAUUUUGCCCAAACCGAAAUAUGACAUUUCUCAGACACAAAUUGCCGAAGAGAUACGUGAAGUGGAACUGCUGAACAAUAUGGUCCAACAGACCCUGAACUCCAACGCCACUCAACCUGCCGCGACAAAUAAUAAUGCCCCACCUAAACGUGUCAAGAAGAAAAGUGUCUCCUUCUGCGAUCAGGUUAUCCUGGUGGCCACUGCCGAUAAUGAAGAGGAUGAUGAUUUCAUACCCAAUCCCAUUUUGGAAAGGGUAUUGCGUACCGCCCAAAGUCCCAAUGAUAAGGUGACCGCCCAAAUGAUACAACAACAGCAACAGAAUAUUAUGAGGCUACAAACCGAGGCUCCAACACGAGGUGGAGUGCAACAACAGCCGCAGCAGCAACAACAAAUGCAAAUGGCCCAGCCCUCUCCAAUGUUGGGCGUCGAGAGACGUGCUGCCUUAUCGGGAGCCCAGGAUAUGCAGCGAUAUGUCCAGCUGCAAAGGCCACAAUUGGAGGCCAUGCGUUUACAGCAACAACAAAUACAACAGCAGCAAAUGCAACAACAACACAUACAACAACUGCAAAUGCAGCAACAAAUGCAAAAAUCCCAACAGCAGCAGCCACAAUUACCCCCCGGCCAGGUGUACACCCCCAUUCAAGACAUUUAUCGCCUGCAGCAACAGCAACAACAACAGCACCAACAACAAUUGGCUGCAAGUAAUAACAUGUCUCAUGUCACACACAGUGAAAUGCCCUCCCAGCAGAAUCCCAUGCAACCACGCACCAGUAUGAGCGGCAUCGCUAAUGUUGCCGCGUCGCAACAUAUGCAGAUGUUGGCAACGCAUACACAACAACAACAAGCACAACAACAAAAUUACACUAUGCCUCCCCGGGCGGCCGCUGCCCCUAACUAUUAUCCUGGCAUUGCAGGUUUGGAACAACCCCAGCAGCAGCAACAACAACCCCCACAACACAUUCCCUCUCCCUAUCAACGUGUUCCCAUGCCUCAUGGCUAUCCACAACAUCACAGUGAAUCUCCACAAUUUAAUCGUCCUGCGCCACAACAUGUUCAAAAUGCUAAGAUUGUCAAUCAACCGGUGAAGACGAAGAAAGUGAGCUUUGAACCUGGCACCAAGGGUGAUGCCAGUGAAAGCAACAGUCUGCCGCCCAAGCCCAUGCAGCAGCAACAACAACAGCAACUACUACAAAAACAUGGCCUCCCUAUACCACCACAAGCCCAACAGCAGCAGCAGCAGAUGGCCGGCAAUGAUAACAGCAAUGUAAAUGUAACUGCCAUACCGACUCGUGUCUAUAACAAUGCCAUUGUAAAAGCUUCGGCAAAAGCUUCCGAGUGCAAUUUAUGUCGUAAACGUCAUGUCAUCGCUCCUCAACAGUACUGUACAAACUGUGAAUACUAUUUGAAGAUGUUGAACAAUCGCAGAUAA